GAAAAAGGCUGUGGGAGGCUGAUCCUUUGUGAGAAUGAGCAAUACUUUGUCACCUCGCAGUUUGCCUCCAGUUCCAUCCACCUCAGGGGCAAAGUUUGCGGAGUCUUCGGUGCGAGAACGCAUGAGAGAGAAAUUGAAAGCUGCACGGAUAGGUGAUCAUCAGUUGAGCGCAGUGCAAAGAAAAGAAGGCAAGGUGUCUGCAAGAGUGAAACUUCAUGAUAUUGUCAGAAGAGGCAAACAAAAAUCACAGAUUCAGACAGGUUAUCCUUCUUCUGAAGAAGCCUAUAAUUUCUUUACUUUCGAUUUCGGUCCUGAGGAAGAGAAUGUAGGGGAUGAUGGUCAAAACAAUAAAAGGAGUGCAUCAGAUCUAGAUGACAAAGGGAAGGAGAACCAGAAAUCUGCACUCAGCAAUCAGGAAGAACAAGAAGAGAAUGAAAUGGAUGAAGGGGAGCAUCUUUUCCAUGAUAAAGAGGAUGAUGGCAUAUUUCUUAUAGAACAGACAUGCCAAGAUGUCUUUGAAGUUAGACCUGCAGAAUAUGAAAGCUAUUCUGGACGGGUGCAGAAAGAGAAAGAUUGUUUGUUUGUUCCCAGCAUGCUAAGAGUGCCUCCCUCUCUGAAGGUGCCUGAAAAUAUGCAGCCACGGUACCUUGAGGAUGAAGGUCUCUACACAGGAGAACGUCCCGUUGUGUCAUUGUCCAACCAAAACAUUGUAGAGAACAGGAUACUCAGGCAGGAACAGUUGAAAAAGUGGUUUGGAGAUGACGGUCAAAUUUUGGCAUUGCCCAAUCCAAUUAAACAAUCCCUUACUAGACCUCCGUUAUUUCUCACAAAGGGAGACCAGGAGUCAGACCUUGUGACCUUUUAUAAAAAGGCCAUAAAAAUGAGACUUGCCAACCAGUACAUUGUCGGAAAUGAUGACCCACAAGGUUGCUUUCAGUUGGAUGUUGAUAUUUCCGGGUUAAUAUUCACGCAUCACCCUUGCUUUAGCCGUGAACAUGUCCUAGCAGCAAAACUGGCUCAGUUGUUUGACCAGUACCUGUCCAGAAAACAGAGAAAUCUUACUAAACUCCUUACAGAUAAGCUUCAUGCUCUCAGAAACGCUUUACAGAAUAUUUUGGAGACUGCCGAAAGUGGAAUUCCAAACCUAGUAGUCCAACAAAGCAUAACUGAAUAUAAGCUUGAAAUAAGGAAAACAAGAAGACUUCGUGAUAAUGAGCAAGAAAAAGAUCGAGCAUUGCUAAAAGCCAUGAUCAAAGUGUGGAAAGAAAUCAAAUCCCUGCGUGAUUUUCAGAAGUUCCUUAACACACCCCUGAAGCUCUACUUGAGAAAGGAAGAAGUUAAUCCAAAGUUGGAUGAGAAGUCCUAUGAGGCAGAAAUUCAGGCUGAAAUAGCUGAAUUAUUAGAAGAAAAUAGCGAAGAGUAUGAAAAGAAAGUGGAUAAAUAUAAAACUGAACUUCGGACAUGGAAAUCAUGGAAGAAGGCACAGAAAAAUCGAAAGAAACAGAAAAAGAAGUCAGAUCAAAACAUGGACGAUGAAGAAGCCGGAGAAUCUGAGCAUGUGGAGGAACCUCUGAAGCCUCUCCCACCACCCCCAGUUGACCAAGAGCAGCUGGAGCUGCAAGUUCGCAGAAGAGCUGCUGAGAUCCGAAGGCAGCCUGGAGAACCAGUUCUGAUCCCUGAGUUGAGCCUGGUGGGGAGCGUCACUCCAAACGAAGCUUGUCCUAGAGGUGAAGUUGCAAGACGUGAAGAUGUGAAGAAAAGGUCUCUCUUCUUAAAGGUUCUUUUCAAUUCCAAAGAGGUGUCGAGAACAGUUUCUCGGCAGAUGAGCUCAGACUUCAGAGUUCAUUUCGGGCAGAUUUUCAACCUGCAAAUAUUCAAUUGGCCAGAGAGUUUAAAAUUGCAGCUUUAUGAAACCGUUGGACUCAGCAGCGCUAACCUGUUAAUGGAAGUAUUUGUGCCCAUCCCGGAGACCACAGCUCUGACGGGAAGAGCUCCAGUUGAAGAAAUUGAAUUCAGCGGUGACCAGUGUGUGACACUGGACCAUGAAGGAGUGGGCAGCGGCGUUCCAUUUUCAUUUGAAGCGGAUGGUAGUAAUAAAAUGAUUUUAAUGACUUCUGGCAAAGUGUCGUGCAGCGUCUCGUGGGCAGUUGGAGCAAGUGGGAUACCGCUGGUUCCUCCAGUAUCGCAGAAGAAUGUUGCUCUUUCAAGUGCCUUAAAAAAUGUGGAUGCCAUUGCAUCGAUUGGCGCAUCCGGAUUAACUGACAUGAAAAAAUUAGCCAAGUGGGUGAAUGAAACGAAACUUGAUCCUAACGAUCCAAGCAAUGCAGCCCUGAUGCAGUUUUUAAAGAUUACUACAUGUGGUGAUGCUUCCAUUCCAGAUUUCUUUAGACUGGAGCAAUUGCAGCAAGAAUUUAAUUUUGUUUCUGAUGAGGAAUUUAACAGGUCCAAAAGAUUUCAGCUUCUUGAGCUCAGAAAGAAUGAAGUGGCUGAAUUUCGAAAUUAUAAAUUUGUUCCUUUACUGGAAAGAGAGAUCAGUGAAAAAGUUUUGCAGGAUUACGAGAAAAGAUUGCAGGAGAGGGAUGUAAUUGAUACCAAGGACCAUUCGGAUGCGCACAGAGCAAUUGUUGCAAAGUACCUCGAAAAGGUUAGAGAGUCAGUAGUUAACCGAUUCCUGAUUGCAAAGCACCAUUUCGUUCUUUCUGACCUGGUCAGUGAAGAUGAAAUCCCUACGAUUGGUAGCUUUUUGGGUGUCAGCUUUUUUAAACUGGCCGAGGCAAAGCGACCCUUAAAACCAAGGCGAAAGGAGAGGAAAAAAGUGACAGCACAGAAUCUCUCGGAUGGUGAUGUCAACCUCCUGGUUAAUGUUGUUAGAGCGUACGAGAUUCCUGUUAGAAAGUGUGCCGGGAGCAAACUUCAACAGCCGUCUAAGUCACCUUGGGCUUUCAAUGAGAUGUUCGUUGCUUCUACAACUCCACACAGCCCCAACCACAGCGUAGACCGGACAUUUAGCCAGGUUUCAGUUCGGCCUUUUGUAGAAGUUUCUUUCCAACGAACAGUUUGUCAGACAACCACCGCAGAAGGGCCCAACCCAAACUGGAGUGAAGAACUUGAACUUCCAUUUAGAGCUCCUAACAGUGACUAUAGCACCUCCAGUCUGCAGUCAGUGAAGGAUGACAUCUUCAUUAACAUCUUUGACGAAGUACUAUAUGAUGUCUUAGAGGACGAUCGGGAAAGAGAAAGUGGUGGAGUCCACACCCGUGUGGAGAAGCGCUGGCUUGGAUCAGUUCGGAUUCCAUUUACGACGGUAUAUUUUCAAGGAAGAAUUGAUGGCACGUUUAAGAUAGAUACCCCUCCCAUUCUUCUUGGCUAUAGCAAAGGGAAAAACCUGGGAAUUGACAGAGGAUAUGAUUCCGUACGAAGUCUGGGUGAUGGCUCCUUCCUCUCCUUGUUCGUUACAAUUGAACCCCAACUCAUUCUGGGAGAAUCAGUUCAAGAAAGGCUGGACACUCAAGAAGACGAGAAACUUCUUCAAGCAGCUGAAAGAUACCAAGUUGAAUGUGCCCUGAAGUUUCCAAAUCGCCAAUGCCUGACCACAGUAGUCGACAUCAACGGAAAAACAGUCUUUGUUACGAGAUUCAUCAGAGCCCUGAACCCCCCAGAAGAGCUCCUACAAGUUCAUCCAGACAGCCCACAAGAAACCUCUGAAUUAGUUGCCCGAUACGUAGGCCUGAUUCCGUUCUUACCCGAUACGGUAUCAUUUGCUGGAAUUUGCGAUUUAUGGAGUACCUCUGAUCAGUUCCUUGAUCUUCUGGCUGGAGAUGAAGAAGAACAUGCUGUGCUGUUGUGUAACUAUUUUCUUGCUCUUGACAAAAAGGCCUGGCUUCUAAUCGGGAAUGCUAUUCCAGAGGGACCAACAGCAUAUGUGCUAACUUGGGAACAAAACGAGUAUGUGAUUUGGAAUCCAAGCCGUGGCCAUUUUUAUGGACAAUACGAUGCUUUCUGUCCACUGAAAAGUGUCAGCUGCUUGAUUUCUGGAGACAAUGUUUGGUUUAAUAUUCAACGGUACGAUUCCCCGCUAAGAAUAAACUUUGAUGUCAGCAAACCCAAAUUGUGGAAACCUUUCUUUUCUAGAAGUUUACCAUUCCCUGGCCUCCGCAGUGUGCAGCCUGAAGAGCUCUUCUACCAAAAUGCAGACAAGGCAGCUGCACUACAUUUACAGAGCAGGCUUGAGAAGAUUUUGAAGGAAAAGAUCAUGGAAUGGCGGCCAAGCCACUUGACGCGCUGGAACAGAUACUCUACUUCCGCCCUCCGGCAAUUCUUGCCUCUGCUGGAGAAACAUCAGGGCAAAGACGUAGAAGAGGAUCAUCAGGCAGAAUUACAGAAACAACUCGGGGACUACAGGGUCUCAGGGUUUCCCAUCCACGUGCCAUUUUCGGACGUUACAUCUAUAGUAGAGGCUGUAUAUAGUACUGGAGUUCAUAAGACUGAAAUUCCAAAUACAGAGUUUGCGCUAGCUGUGUAUGUUCAUGCUUACCCCAAGCACAUUCUUUCGGUGUGGAUUUACGUGGCUUCAUUAGUUCGCAAUCGAUAGGACUGUACAGAAAUAGUCUGGCUUCAGUCUUUUUCAAAAAUUCUGACAGUCGCUGCUGUUUAAGGGAUGUUUUGCCUGAGCCCACAGUACCACUAAGCUUCGCGUACAAAAGCACCUUCAUUUGUGUCAGUAUCUGAAGGGGAUUUAGCACAAGAGAGCGAUGGCUGCUAACACUAACAAGGGGGACUGGCCAGAACUGGAAACCAAACGCUCAAAGAUGCUGCUCCUGCGUGGGGUCGGUCAGCUCUGCACUUCUGUAUUUCCUGCCACAUCAACGCAGGCGCACACUCCUUGCAUCUGAAAAGUUUUCAAACAUUUUGCCUUUAUGUGGCUCAUAAAAUCUAACACCCUGGUGGCGUGGUGGUUAAGUGGCUGGUUUAGGACUAGGGAAAGAUGGGUUCCAAUCCAGUCUCAACCAUGGAAACUCACUGGGUGACUAAGGGUGAGUUGGUCUCCCCCCGCCCAGCUAAAAGUCAGUGCGGUUUCAAUACUACUAUGAAUACGCAGGGAAACUUUUUCUGCUGAUACUGAUUUAAGUGUAAAAGACCCCACCCCCAAUCUGUUAAACUGGUAACCAGCAAGACUCCUUUCAGUGGGUGUGAAGGGAAAGCAAUCACGGCUGUAGUCAGAGCCACAUUUCUGCAGCAGGAAUGGCAGCUCAGAAGUCUGGGGACUGUCCUCCAAACGGAUGGAAGGCGAUGAGGAGAGUUACCAGGAUAUCUUCGUGUCCUCAUACGUGUAUACAAGUAAACCCCCAGUACACCAGGCAAAUUCUGGGCAUCCGCUGUAUGCAGAAAGCCCCCGUUCACAUUUAAUGGAGGAGAAUCGUGUGGAGGGGCUCUUACCAGGACCACCACUGAAUUGAAUGGGUCUGAAACUGAACAGCUUUGGAAUGGAAUGGCAGGACUCUGAUGUACUUGAAUUAAACUUCUGUCUGCACUUUUUUUUUUAAUGCAAAGUAUGUAUAUAUUUCUUGUGCGGUGUUUUUAAACUUUAAGCUGCUAUGAGUGUUCUUUUUAACUGAAAAGACAGCAUAUAAAUCAAGGAAAAAGCUAUUAUUUACAAAAUAAAAUAAGAAACCUCAA
Candoia aspera is the source of this 5676-nucleotide messenger RNA. It is a transcript of the gene CC2D2A, whose product is annotated as coiled-coil and C2 domain containing 2A. Lineage: Eukaryota; Metazoa; Chordata; Lepidosauria; Squamata; Candoiidae. Bases 35 to 4591 code for a protein of 1518 amino acids. The transcript is spliced from 33 exons. Gene Ontology annotation, cellular component: ciliary transition zone. Gene Ontology annotation, biological process: protein localization to ciliary transition zone; non-motile cilium assembly. The record is from RefSeq and is a predicted model, not a curated record.